GUGAUUAUCAUUUUCGAAAAUUCAAUGGAUUGGUACUUCGGGAGUGAUAUUAAAGAUCUUUGCAUACCAAAAGAUAAGGAGAUGUCUGACAGGCUUCCAUCCCCAUAUAUUUUGUCUCCUUGGGAGAAUGAAACAUUUGGAAGUUUUAACUCCCUUAAGAAACGCAAUAUUGCUGGAAUGAAAGAAAAUCUAUUAAGUGGAACCACUUCUUCCAGCGAAGAUGACCGGCUCUGUAGUUCAAGUGUUUGUAUAGGUUUGCGGGAUGAUUCUUUUCAACGGAAUGCUUAUCCUCAUGAACAAUUGGAUCUUCAACUCAGUGACUUUGCCAGAUAUUAUGAGGCUGAUGACAAUUUCUUGUACAAGCGUACCUUCUGGGCUUAAGAUAUUUGAUUUCAUGCAUGUGCAUCUAAUGCUUUAUUUAAAUUUCCACGUUUCAUGCUCAAGUUAAGCUGUUAUUUAGGAAAAGGAGACUCAGUGAUUUGUUGGUAGACAGAAAUUUUAAAGUUGGUUGGCUGAUCGGCGAUUGAUUGAAGCUCUGGCUCUUCUAUUGUUCUAUCAUAUCACUGAAACUGUAAAAGUCAUGUGAUUAGAAACCACACUGUUAUGCUUAUUCUAAGGGGUCAAUUACUUGAAGAGAAUGAGAGUGGAAUUCAUGCUGCUGCUGGUUCAAUUGAUUUUUCACGAACAUCCAGCAACGACAAUGUGAUACCAUCUAAUCUUUUAAGAGAUCUAGUUUCAGAGUCUAACACUGUUCAAGACCAUGUAGAAGAUAUAGGACACUUAAAGGAUCCCAAAAAGUACAUUUCUGUUUCACGAGACUGCAACAAUGGAGUGAACGAUGAUCCCUUGUCAGUGGCAAAGGCAAUGGAGGUUGACAUCCCCUUCUCAUUGGAGCACAACAGUUCAGAUAAACACAUCGCAGAGGAAGUAACAUCAAUGGAGGAAUCUGUAUAUCUGGAGCUUAGGAGCUUGACUGUGAAGUUGACGGAGAGUACCAGAAUUUGCAUUCGAGAUGCCCUGUACCGCCUCGCAAAGAACUCAAAACAUGAAGAUACCAACCAUGUUCCGAAUGAAAAUGACACACCAGAAGGGUGUUCACCGACAAUCUAUCGUGAAGCAUCUAGGUUGGGUGAUACUGAAGAAGAAGAGUCAACAAAUGCAAUCGAUAGAACAGUUGCUAAUCUCCUGUUCAACCACAUCAGUUUUUGCAGCCCUGAAGUGGAGUGCAGUUCUUACGAUUACAAUCCAUGUUUCUAUACUUCCUCUAGUGGCGCCGUUCUUGAAGGUGAUGCAGAAGUGCCAACAUUUGGUUUAAUAAACCACCCUCCACCAAUGCCCCGAGACUAGGCUCAUUUCUGCUUACUGCCAUGGAUUUGCUUUCAAGUGAAAGCAAAAUCGGGAAAUGAAAGAAAGAUCAUUGUCCGUCUUGUUUGACAAAAAUGGCUGCUUCAAUUUGAAAUGAUCUGAAUCAAGUACCUCGUUUUGUAUCUUAAGUGUUUUCUCAAGAUUCUGGAUAUUUCUUCAUGCCGAAUUUUGUGCAUAUUAUAUGCUCUACUCACCAUCAUGAAUGGUUACAUUUCCUGUCGUUACUAAUGUAGGGGUGUUUAUUUA
Molecule: messenger RNA, 1611 nt
Organism: Olea europaea var. sylvestris
Lineage: Eukaryota; Viridiplantae; Streptophyta; Magnoliopsida; Lamiales; Oleaceae
Product: protein LNK3-like
Exons: 5
Coding region: 604-1347 (247 amino acids)
Biological process (GO): circadian rhythm; regulation of DNA-templated transcription
Source: RefSeq, a predicted model, not a curated record